UCUCUGUCUUUUGCUCAUUCUGUCUCCUUCCUCUUCUCUUUCUCUCUCUCUCUCUCUCUCUCUCUCUGUGAGAGAAACUUCAAUUCCUGAGAUCGAAAGCUUUCUCUCUCUUCAAUACCCAGAAAACCCAGUUUCCCGCAUUUUCUCAUCUCAUUAAUUUGUGGGUAAAAAGUGUGGGACUUGCAGAAAGACCAUGCCAUUUGAGUCAGCUUUGCUCUGUGGUGCUGCAGUGAGCUAACUCUCCCAAUGUUUUCAUUUCAAAGGCCUCUGCUUUUUCUUUGUUCUAGAUAGUUGUAGUUUCUUGAUUUUGCAGAAAGUGGAGAAUGUGGAAGCUUUGAGUUUGGAGGCUCUUUGAUAAUAGCUCAUUUGGCUAUUUUGGGGAAUUAGGUGAGUUGGGUUUCUAAAGCCCUAGGUUUGGAUUGAGCUAAAGUUUCCCACUUUGGUGUUGUUUUGGGGAAUUGUGAUCUGGGUCUUGACUUUGUUAGGGGUUUUGGGGUGAGUUGGAAUCUGGGCAUUGGAGAAGUGAGUUUUUGGAUGUGGGUUUUGAAAGGGUUUGAGAUAGUGGGUUGGUGAAUUUUGAGGAUUUGAAUGUGAAUGUACAGACCCAAAGGGUUUGUGGAAGUGUAAGUUUGGGGUGUGGGGUGUGGUUGAAAUGUUAAGAUCUGUGUUUGAACUUGAAGAGCAAGGUCAAUGAAUAGUUAAUAUGCUUCUGGGUGUGUGGUGAUUUGAGCUUGUGAAUGCAAGUGAAAGUAGGGGUUGUAGAGAGGUGUUAGAUGAUCUGAGGGUUGUUGGAUAGUAUUGAGGACUAGGACAAAACCAUAAGGUGGUUGAAUUACAGCUUUCGAGCUAUUUUUUUACAUAAUUUAGUGAUUCUGGGUGGGAGACAAAAGCUGAGGUCUGUGUAGAAGACUAGAAGUUGGUGCUGAACAAAAAAGGUCAUAGAAUGUCAGGAGCUCCAAGAGUAAAGUCUAUCAAUGUGGCCAAUUCUGAGUCACGGUCCGUGCUUGGACCUGCUGGGAACAAGGGAGGGGCAUUCAGUGCACGAAAACCAGCUACAAAGCCUCUGAGAAAGACUGAGAAAAUGGUUGAGAAGGUUACAUCAGCUGAAGACAAGAAAACCCAGCAAUCGCUUUCUACCUCUCCUCAGUUGCAUUCUCUCAGUGUUCCUUCAGUACUUCGUCGGCACGAGCAGUUAUUGCAGUCUAAUUUUUCACUAAAUGCAUCAUGUUCAUCUGAUGCCUCUACGGAUUCAUUCCAUAGUAGAGCAUCUACUGGUAGACUGAUUCGAUCAAAUAGUGUAGGGAGUAGUAGGAAGCAGUAUGUUUCAAAACCAAGAAGUGUUGUUUCUGAUGGUGGAUUGGACUCUCCUCCUGGUGGUUCACAGUCAAAGAAACGGUGUGCUUGGGUGACGCCAAAUACUGAUCCAUGUUAUGUUGCUUUUCAUGAUGAAGAAUGGGGGCUUCCAGUACAUGAUGACAAGAGACUGUUUGAGCUUCUUGUCUUAUCUGGUGCUUUGGCUGAACUUUCAUGGCCUCUCAUUCUAAGCAAAAAGCACAUCUUUAGGGAAGUGUUUGCAGAUUUUGAUCCUGUUGCCGUCGCAAAGUUGAAUGAGAAGAAGUUAAUGGCACCGGGAAGUGUUGCAAGCUCCCUAUUGUCUGAGUCAAAGUUGCGUGCUAUCCUUGAAAAUGCACGUCAAAUGACCAAGGUCAUAGAUGAGUUUGGAUCGUUCGACAAGUAUAUUUGGAGUUUUGUGAAUAACAAGCCUAUAGUUAGCAGAUUCCGGUACCCUCGGCAGGUUCCGGCCAAAACCCCAAAAGCAGAUGUGAUGAGCAAAGAUCUAGUGAGAAGGGGAUUUCGUAGUGUGGGUCCCACUGUCAUAUACUCUUUCAUGCAAGUCGCCGGAAUUACAAAUGACCAUCUGGUUAGUUGCUUCAGAUUCCAGGAGUGUCUAAACGCCGCAGAAGGGAAGGAAGAGAAUGCCACCAAGGACGAGGCUGGAAAGAAAACCGAGAACGGGAUAGAAUCAGACUUGUCAGUUGCCCUGGACGAGUUGAGUUUCUCCUCAGACUUAUAAAGACAGUGUCUUGAUCACCCCGGUUCAAUCAUCAGUUACCUACCACAUUGACUGAUUCAGAGCUACUCAUACUCUUCUUGUAUAGGGUUAGGGUAGUGUUGGAAGAUGGUCUCGUGUGUAAUUAAUGAAUUCUGAAGCAAAUAUGGAUUUUCGCGCACUGUAGAUUACUGAAGUGGAUUAAAAUGAAACUGGUGAUUGUGCUGUUGGUGUGGCUUC
This is a messenger RNA of Rosa rugosa (rugosa rose), 2290 nucleotides long. RefSeq lists its product as uncharacterized. Gene Ontology annotation, biological process: base-excision repair. The coding region runs from base 944 to 2074 and encodes 376 amino acids. Gene Ontology annotation, molecular function: DNA-3-methyladenine glycosylase activity. The transcript has 5 exons. The record is from RefSeq and is a predicted model, not a curated record. Lineage: Eukaryota; Viridiplantae; Streptophyta; Magnoliopsida; Rosales; Rosaceae.